AUGUCGCGGGUGAGCGGCGCCGGGCCGGCCGGCAGCGCCAAGGAGAAGCGCUCCUUCAGCAAGCGGCUUUUCCGCGGGCGGGCGGCGGGCGGCGGCGCGGGCUCGGCCCCGGCCGCCACCCCGGCCCCGGCGCCGUCCGGGCGGUCGCUCGGCGGGUUCAUGAGCCGCGUGCUGAAGACCCUCUCCACGCUCUCGCACUACAGCAGCGAGCCCGAGCCCCGCGGCGCGCUCGCCCCGCGCCUGCCCCCGCCGCAGGCCACGAGCGGCCUGGGCAGCUGCUUCCCUCCGGGCCCGCCGCGCAGCCCCGAGCCCCCGCCGCGCCCCGCCGGCAGCUCCGAGGCCGUGCCCGGCGUGGCGGGGCUGCGCAACCACGGCAACACCUGCUUCAUGAACGCCAUCCUGCAGUGCCUCAGCAACACCGAGCUGUUCGCCGAGUUCCUGGCGCUGGAGCAGUUCCGCGGCGGGCCGCCCCCCGCGGACGGGCCGCCGCCCGCGCCCGGAGAGGUCACGGAGCAGCUGGCGCAGCUGGUGCGGGCGCUCUGGACGCUCGAGUACACCCCGCAGCACAGCCGCGACUUCAAGAACAUCGUGUCCAAGAAUGCCAUGCAGUACCGUGGGAACGCCCAGCACGAUGCCCAGGAGUUCCUGCUCUGGCUCCUCGACAGGGUCCACGAGGAUCUGAACAACGUGGUCAAUUCUGGUGGCAUGCCUCCACUCAAGCCACCUCUGGAGGAUGAUGUCCUGCUUGAGGGUCCAGCCUUUCCCAUCAGUAGCACUUUUGUGCAGGAACUCUUUCAAGCCCAGUACAGGUCCUCCCUGACGUGCCCUCACUGCCAGAAGCAGAGCAACACCUUUGACCCUUUCCUGUGCAUCUCGCUGCCGAUCCCUCUGCCCCACACUCGGCCCCUGUACGUGACCGUGGUGUACCAGGGCAAGUGCUCGCACUGCAUGCGCAUCGGGGUGGCCGUGCCCGUGUCCGGAACGGUGGCCAGGCUCAGGGAGGCCGUGUCCUCGGAAACCAAGAUCCCCACGGAGCAGAUCGUGCUGACAGAGAUGUACUACGAUGGGUUCCAUCGCUCCUUCUGCGACACCGACGACCUGGACACCAUCCACGAGAGCGACUGCAUUUUUGCCUUUGAGACCCCAGAGACCUUCAGGCCCGAGGGCAUCCUCAGUCAGAGAGGAAUACAUGUGAACAAUAACCUGAAUAACUUGAAAUGUGGCACUGAGCACUCCCGAACAAUAGCUUACUCUCAAGGAACGGUGAAGUCUGGAAAACUGGAACAGUCCUGUCCUAAAGUAGCAGCAAAUGACAAGAUUGUCUUGCUGGUGUGUAACAGAGCGUGCACUGGACAGCAGAGCAAAAGGUUUGGCUUGCCUUUUGUGUUGCACUUGGAAAAAACAAUUGCUUGGGAUAUUCUGCAGAAGGAAAUACUGGAGAAGAUGCAGUAUUUCCUGCGGCCUGCAGCCUGCUUGCAGGUUUGCCCAUUCAGCUUGCGAGUGGUCAGUGUUGUGGGCAUAACAUACUUGCUACCUCAGGAGGAGAGACCCCUCUGCCACCCAACAGUGGAAAGGGCAUUGAAAUCAUGCGGACAGGGGGGAACUGCUCAUGUGAAAUUAGUGGUAGAAUGGGACAAAGAAACUAAAGAUUACUUGUUCGUGAAUACAGAAGAGGAAUAUAUUCCAGACUCUGAAAGCGUCCGCCAGCAGAGAGAGCUUCAUCAUCAACCUCAGACCUGCACUUUAUCUCAGUGUUUCCAACUGUACACCAAAGAGGAACAGCUUGCCCCAGAUGAUGCAUGGCGAUGCCCACACUGUAAGCAGCUGCAGCAGGGUAGCAUCACACUGAGCCUCUGGACCUUACCUGAUGUUCUCAUCAUCCAUCUCAAAAGGUUUAGACAGGAAGGAGACCGAAGGAUGAAACUUCAGAACAUGGUUAAAUUUCCCUUGAGUGGCUUGGACAUGACCCCUCACGUUGUGAAACGCAGCCAGAGCAGCUGGAGCCUGCCAUCCCACUGGUCACCUUGGAGGAAGCCUUAUGGCCUGGGCAGAGAUCCUGAGGACUACAUCUAUGACCUGUAUGCUGUGUGCAACCACCAUGGCACCAUGCAAGGGGGACACUACACAGCAUAUUGCAAGAAUUCUGUUGAUGGCCAGUGGUACUGCUUCGAUGACAGUGAAGUUCAGCAACUUUGUGAAAGUGAGGUGUGCAAGCAGACAGCUUACAUCUUGUUCUACCAGCGACGCACAGCCAUCCCCUCCUGGUCUGCCAACAGCUCCGUGGCAGGCUCCACGAGCUCGUCACUGUGUGAGCACUGGCUCAGCCGGCUCCCGGGCAGCAAGCAGCCCAGCGUGGCCUCGGCCGCCUCCUCCCGCCGCACGUCCCUGGCCUCGCUCUCCGAGUCCGUGGAGCUCGCCGGGGAGCGCAGUGAGGAUGAUGGAGGAUUUUCAACUCGACCAUUUGUAAGGAGUGUUCAGCGUCAGAGCUUGUCAUCCAGAUCCUCUGUCACCAGCCCACUGGCAGUGAGUGAAAAUGGUGUCAGACCCUCGUGGUCGCUCUCUGCAAAACUGCAGUUCCGCUCCAACUCCCCAUCACGCUUCUCUGGAGAUUCCCCAGUACAUACCUCUGCUUCCACUCUGGAGAAGAUUGGGGAAGCUGCUGAUGAUAAAGUCUCCACCUCGUGCUUUGGCAGCCUGAGGAAUCUCUCCAGCAGUUACUUGGAGCCCUGUGACAGCCGGCGAGAGCACAGGACAGCUCGCAGAGCCCCUCUGGCUGUCAUGGAAGGGGCAUUCAGGGAAGAGUCCGUUGUAAGGACAUCCAGCUCAGACCUUUCAGAUGGCUAUGGGAAAAGCUCUGUGCAGCCAGACAGGAGUCACCCUGCUCUGGACCCUUUUGAUAACAACAAUCAAAUCGCCUUUGUUGACCAGAGUGAUUCUGUGGACAGCUCCCCAGUGAAGGAGGUGAAAGCCCCAGCUGGGACGGGGCUGGCUGCAGAGAAGGCACAUGACACCCCUAAGAAGGGUCACAGCUCCAAAGGAGCUUCUGAGCCAGACAAAAGUUUGAGGAAGGGAAGGACAGUCUUAGCUCCCCAAGAGACCAAAGUCUCUCACUCUUCUCCUCCACUGAAGAGUUCUCAGAAAGCUUCCCGCUCUAGGAGUAAGACAGACUCUUCCAGGGUCAGUGGGCGCCACGGGUCUCCUGCUCCCACUCAGGCUAGGAAGGACCACAGCACGAAGCCCCUGGAGGCAUCUGUCCCAUCAGCUCAACAGAAGCAGAAGUCAGGUUCCUCUCCAUCCUCCACAGCUGCCAAGAGAACCCCAUCAGGCUCAUUGACUAAGGGCUCUUCCUCUGGGAAGAGCCGGACUUCGGAGCGUAGCCUGAGCAGGGAGGGCUCCAAGGUCAGCCUGGGCUCGGAUAAAACGAGCGUUACCAGCAGCUCCAGAACGAGCUCCCCUCGCAUCAGCCACUCCAGGAGCGACAGCAGGGCCGUGGACAGCAGGCACGUGCGCAGCUCCUCCAUGGCCAACCUGCGCUCCCCGAACGCUGCGGCGCGCUCUGCGCUCAAGAGGGACAGCAAGUCCGAGGAGAAGGGUUUGUCUUUCUUUAAAUCAGCCUUAAGGCAGAAGGAGACACGGCGCUCGGCAGACCUGGGGAAGACAACGAUGCUUUCGAAAAAGACAGGGAGUGUCAGUUCCAAGUCAGGCACUAAAAACGUGCUGGAGGACAAACCAGAGAAAGGCGGUGUCCCCCCAGCCUCCCAAACCAACGCCAACAUCACUACAAAAGAAAAACUCGUCUCAAAAGAUGCCACAUCUAACAAACAUUCUCUGCUAUCCAGUCGCAAGUCCAAGUCUUCCCAGCUAGAUCCCAGAGUCCACUCUCCUCCUUCCAGUGGCAAGCAGUCUGCUGACAAGCCACUGAAAAAGUUACCUUCCAGCAUGCAGGUGUCUGUACGGCCUUCUCUGGAACCUCAGUGAAAUGCUGCAAUCCAGGUGUCUUUUCUUCUGCUGAGAAGCUAAUUUAUUCUGAGCUCUUGUUUUUUGUUCAUGUGCCUAAUGUAUGUUUUGAGGAGAAGUUAACUGCGAGUUGUCAAAGCGCCUUUGAUUCUGCCAUCAAACCAAAUAGCCACAGGCAGCCAGCACUGGUGCAAGUAGCCUAGCUGGAGUCAUUGUUGAACAUGAAUGCAGCUGUCCCAUAGCACUUGUACAGGAGUCUCUGUCGAAAGUGCAACAACUUUCUUCAGAUCUGAGAGUUGGGACCUGACCCCCAGCUGUACUGACACUGGUGUGCUUUGUAGAGCUGUGAACUGAUAUUCCUUUGGUCUUGUUGUGGGUGGGCUGUGUCCACACUGGUGUAUGGCCUUGUUCUGAGCUGUGGAGGAUGCGAAGGAAACUGUAGAGACUGUCGCUUCUUUCUGCUCUCAACUCUCUGUCCCUGCUCCCCUCCAUUUUCAAGCUUUCUAAAGGGCAAUAUUUCAACACUAAUGUUGUUUCUCAGGUAUAUACUCAGCCGGUAUAGGAGGGACUAGCAUUAGUGACAGACAGAAAGGUACCUGUGUGUCUGUGUAACAGAUUUCAUUUUUGCAUUCCAACAGCAGGAAGUUUGAAAUGUAACCUGCAGUUUUUGUUGCUGUGUCUAUGAAGAGUUUUGCUUUGUCCAUACCUAAGGCAACCUCUGCCCUGUCCUGUUUAACUAUUUUCUUCUGAAAUGCACUGCUAAACAACAGUAGAAA
Molecule: messenger RNA, 4733 nt
Organism: Sturnus vulgaris (Common starling)
Lineage: Eukaryota; Metazoa; Chordata; Aves; Passeriformes; Sturnidae
Gene: USP31
Product: ubiquitin specific peptidase 31
Biological process (GO): protein deubiquitination
Molecular function (GO): cysteine-type deubiquitinase activity
Source: RefSeq, a predicted model, not a curated record